AUGGCGGGAAAACGAAUCACCUUACGCGUACGGAGCCGCGACGGGCUGGAGCGAGUCCAGCUGGACGAAUCAGAGGCCACCGUUUCCGGCCUUCGCGCGCAAAUCUCGCAGCAGCUCGCGAUCCCAUUGGCCGAUCUGAUCCUCUCUACGGACCAAUCCCUUCUCCUUUCAGCCGACCCGGAGAAGUUUAAAGACCUAGCGGAUCCCUCCGCGUCGCUAGAGUCCCUAGCCUGGCAUUCUCUAUCAAGCAUGGCGGCUUCCUGUAUGAAAAGCCUGGCGUUCUCCAUCAAGCGAGGCGGCUUCCUGAACAGGGAGCACUACGUGCACGACAGCCUGGCAUUCUCCAUCAAGAGAGGCGGCUUCCUCCUGGCGUUCUCCAUCAAGCGGGGUGGCUUCCUGUUCGGGGAGGUGCGGGAGGAUGGGCACGUGUUGGUGGAUUUUAUAUACGAGCCUCCACAGCACGGCACAGAGCACACCCUGCAGAUCUUCCCCAAUGAAGCCGAAGAGAGGGCAGUGGCGGCGAUAGCAGCAGGGUUGGGCAUGCGCUGUGUGGGCUACAUCGUGACUCAAACCCUCGCAGAGGACCAACAAGCACAGGAGCACUCCUUCACUCUCUCUGCUUCAGACCUCCUCCUUUCGGCUCGGCUUCACUGCGCCACUGCUAGAGAGAGCAGCAGGGAAAAGGGGGCCGGGGAGGGGGAGGAGAGUGCUGGGGGGACAGGGGAUGCGGGUGCGCAGGCAGGCGGGAGGGGGAACGGGGACGGGGCGGCAGGAGGGGAAGGAGGAGAGACGAAAGGAGAGGAGGGAGGGGAGCCGUUUAAGUACUUUGCGGUGGUGCUGGUGAAACUUUUAGUGGAUGAGGAGGGGGAUGGGGGCGGCGACGUGCAUUUUGAGGCCUUUCAACUAAGUGACCAGUGCCUGAAGCUGUAUCGGGAAGGGUGGUUUGCAGGGGAUGGGAGUGGGGAGGGAGAGGGGGGGGAAGGCGGGGGGAAGGAUAAGGGGAAGGGGAAGGUUGGGGAGAAGGAGAAGGGGAAGAGUGGGGGGAACGGGGAGAAGGAGGGGGAGGAGAAGGAGGUUGACCCGAAAGUCUCAAGAAUGAAGAAACAAGUGGUUGUGGCUGGGAGGGACACAAAGGAGGUGGAUAACGACUUCUUCCUCAUGCCCAUUAAGAUCGUGGAUCACCAGGGCCCUCUCACAACGUCUUUCCCUGUGGAGAAUCGUGUGAUUCUCCCCACCCAAAAUGACCUGAAGCAGCAUUUGGACCGCACUCGCUCCAAGCCAUGGGCCGACCGGCUGGCAGACUUUCACCUGCUGCUCUACCUCAGCAACUUCCUGGAUGCUUCCACGGACAUGCCUAUGUUGGCGCAGGCUGUUCGCACUAAGGAGCCGAUUAGCGAGGGCCACCAGCUGAUUAUUGAGCACUUGGCUUAA
This is a messenger RNA of Closterium sp. Naga37s-1, 1431 nucleotides long. The record is from the annotation of a GenBank genome assembly. Lineage: Eukaryota; Viridiplantae; Streptophyta; Zygnematophyceae; Desmidiales; Closteriaceae.